Anopheles arabiensis is the source of this 5018-nucleotide messenger RNA. RefSeq names its product syntaxin-binding protein 5 (gene Tomosyn). Gene Ontology annotation, biological process: regulation of protein secretion; regulation of exocytosis. The record is from RefSeq and is a predicted model, not a curated record. Gene Ontology annotation, cellular component: plasma membrane; SNARE complex; cytoplasm. The transcript has 23 exons. NCBI's taxonomy places the organism in Eukaryota, Metazoa, Arthropoda, Insecta, Diptera, Culicidae. The coding region runs from base 26 to 3829 and encodes 1267 amino acids. Gene Ontology annotation, molecular function: myosin II binding; syntaxin binding; GTPase activator activity.
GGCUGCCUGUUAAGUGCGCGGCAAGAUGAAGAAGUUCACCUUCAAGGGCGUGCUGGACGGGUUUCGGUCGUCGGUCAAUCAGCAGUCGGCGGCGGGCGGCGGAGCGGCCAAAAUCUGCGUCGAGCAGGAGAUACAGGAAACGCUCCGGUCGGAACAUUUUCAGCUCAAAAAGACUUUCCGCCAUGGAUUCCCCUACUCGCCCACGGCGCUCGCGUUCGAUCCAGUCCAGCGAAUUCUGGCCGUCGGCGACAAGUUUGGCUCGAUGCGACUGCUGGGCAAGUUCGGCGUCGAUGCGCACGUGAAGCACGAGGGCGAGUCGGCCUGUGCCGUCAAUCUGAUCGAGUUCCUGGUAAACGAGGGCUGCCUGGUGACGGCCACGGCCGACGACACGCUUCAUCUAUGGAAUUUCCACACCAAAAUCCCGAAGGUGGUGCAGAGCCUAAAGUUUCAGCGGGAAAGAAUAUCUCGUCUGCAUCUGCCCAUCGGUACCAAGUGGCUGUACAUUGGCACGGAAAAGGGUAACACGCACAUCGUCCACGUCGAUUCGUUUACCCUCAGCGGCUACGUUAUCAAUUGGAACAAAGCUAUCGAUCCCAUUCGCAAGACGCACCCUGGCGCCGUGGUUCACCUGUCCGAUAAUCCGCUGGAUGCAAACAAGCUGCUAAUAGGAUUCGAGUCCGGUCAAUUAGUGCUGUGGGAUAUGAGAGGCAAAUGUGCGGAAUUUCGCUGGCUGUCGCAGGAGCCGCUCAGCUCCUGCUCCUGGCAUCACGAAGGGAAACACUUCAUAACAUCACACACCGACGGUUCUUUAUGUACGUGGCCUUUGAAACUUUCACCAAAACCCUUAACUCAUAGUUUUCCUCACGCUAAAACGAACAAAGAAGGAAAAACGGAAAGCUGUAACUCUAUUCAAAAAGUUGAAGUGAAAACGAAUAGAAUAGGCGAUCAAUUUACCAUCUUCUCGGGCGGUCUGCCGACGGAAAAGUGCAGUCCGAAGUCGCACUGCAUCACCGUGAUGGUGCAGGGCAAAUCGACGACCGUCCUGGAGAUGGAGCACAGCGUGGUCGACUUCGUGACCAUGUGCGAGAGUCCGUGGGGCAGCGACCUGCAGGAACCGUACGCGGUCGCGGUGCUGCUACAGAACGAUCUCGUACUGAUCGACCUGCUAACGCCCGGCUAUCCCACGUUCGAGUCGCCUUAUUCGAUGGACCUGCACGAGUCGCAGAUCACCUGCUGUACCUACCUGGCCGACUGUCCGUCCGACCUGGUGCCCGCGUUCUACUCGGUCGGGCGGAGCGCGGCGACCAACCGGCGCUCCGGCUACUCCGAGCGCGAGUGGCCGAUCAACGGGGGCGAAUGGCAGCCGACCAGCUGCAGCUACUCGGAGAUCAUCCUCACCGGCCACCAGGACGGUUCGAUCAAGUUCUGGGACUCGAGUGCCGGCACGCUCCAGGUGCUGUACAAGCUGAAGACGUCGAAGAUCUUCGAGAAACCGCGAGUGAGAUCGAUGGACAGUGGCGAGGAGGACCCGUUGGCCAUCUCGAUGAUGUCGUUGUGCGCGGAAUCGAGAAAGCUUUGUGUUGCCUGCAACUGUGGUUAUGUGGUGCUGUUCAAGUUUCGGAGGGCCGAAAGCACCGGGGACAUUGUGGUUUUGGACAUCCCGUUCACCAUGGAAACUUUUACCGAAUUUGAAGGCAGUCCCGAAUGUGAGUUCAUACCAAAAUCACUGCCAAAAACCGUUGACUCUACGGAGAGCGAUAAGAAGAACUGCAGUUUGUUGAAGGUAAAAACUGGACCACAGCGAAAACCGCCCGGGUUUCAGGCUCAGCUGGUAUGCGUUCCGUCGUGGGCGUGCGGCAGUGUGCAGAUCACUGCGCUCACCAUCAACUCCAACUACGGACUCAUGGCGUACGGCAACGAGUACGGCUUGACGAUAGUGGACAUCGUGAAGAAGACGUGCGUGCUGAACCUGUGCACGCAGGAGAUGUACGGCGCGCAGGACCCGUACUCGCGGACGCCCCGGAGUCCGAAGCGUUUGGAAAACAGUCAAUCGAAGGACGAUUCAUUGCGUUCCCCUAGUAUAGAUCAGCCUAGCCACGUUGUGCCGGAGGCGCAGGCGACGGUGGUCGUCGGGCCGGUGGAUGAGGCGGCCAGUCCAUCGUUGGCGGUCCCACCCUGCCCGACCGACAGCCCUGCGGUCCCGCUCGCUCCCGUCGUUACCUUCGCGACCUGCGGCGGCCCUAGCGGUACCGCCGGUGUUGUGGCGCCCGAGCAGAAGGAGGAAGGCACCGAGCAGGAAGGCAGGCCGAACAACGCAAUUCUCGCGCCGGGCGGGAACCAGCCGGCGCAGGAGGAACCGCCGCCGGCGUUGGGGUUGGUCGCUGGGGGGUUGUUGGCAAUGCCGCCAGAGGGUUUGGGGCAACCGCCACCACCACUACCACUACCACCUGCAACGGUGGAAGAGGAAGAGCCGGCGGCGGCGGCGGCGGCGGCAUCGUCUGGAAUGGCAGCAGCGGCAACAGCAGCGCAACGGCGUGCCAAGAAAUCUUUCAUUGAAUCCCUACCGCUGCCCAAAUGGUUGCGGAGCCUAAAUAAAUUGGAUAACUCAUUCUCGAGAUCUCGUUCAUCUUCUAUGUCAAGCUUAGAAAAUAAUGCAAUGGAGGCUGUGACUUGUUUGGCUUUUGCCGAUAGUUAUGUAAAAAAAAGCGAUCCCUCAAUGGCGUUGCCUACUGCAUGGUUGGGAACCAGUUUAGGAUCGAUCCUAACCAUCUCUCUAUCCAUUCCGGAGAACGAUUUGAGGAAAGCGAACGUGGUCCAGACGGCACCUACCGGAGCCAUGUUCCGGCUAAAGGGGUCCAUCCUUUCGAUGUCGCUGCUCGACUGCAACGGGGCACUCAUACCGUAUUCGUUCGAAAGCUGGCGCGAAGAUUCGAAGGACAGCAAAGAGAAGCGAGAAAGGACGCCAACCAAGACAUCAUCCACAAAGAUGAGCCCAACCAAUCCGGACGGUUUGUGCGAUCGGCAGUUUAUUGCGAUUGCGAGCGAGAAGCAGGCGGGCGUGUUUGCGCUACCGAGCCAGAACUGCGUCUACCGGAAGAAGCUGGUCGAUUUCGAUUUUAUCGUAAAGGCAGAAAUCAUUAGCAUGAAGGAUAGUGUCUGUCUGAUAUGCUACGCUUCGAACGGGCAUCUGAUGGUGUUUACCCUGCCCAGCCUGAAACCUUUGCUCGAAGUUGAUUUUCUUCCAUUGGCUGAUCUAAGUUUCCAAACCAAGUGUAAACAGGGCGUGGUGGAUCCAAUGCUAUCCAUUUGGGGGCAACAACUUAUAGUCAAUGAAGAUUCGAAUGUGAUUUCACGGACGUUUAGCUUUAGUAACAAGGGCCACGGAUUGUAUCUAGCCACACCCACCGAAAUCCAAAAAUUUACCGUUUGCCAAGAAUUCAGCCACCAAUACAACAAUAUGCUUGGCGAUCUCUACGUACCUCAUGAAAUGCCGGAAGCACCGAAGGAGAGCUUCUUCAAAGGACUGUUCGGCGGAGGCAUGCGCAACCUCGACCGAGAGGAGCUCUUCGGCGAAUCGAGCGGCAAGGCGAACCGGUCGGUGGCGAAACACAUUCCCGGCCCGAACGCCGACAUCCAGGCGCUGAACGCGCGGACGACGUCGGUAACGUCCGAGAUCGGCAAGGCGCACCAGCUCAUGCUCGAGCGCGGCGACAAGCUGAGCCAGCUGGAGGAGCGCACCGAGCGGAUGGCGAACGAGGCGCAGCAGUUCUCCAGCUCCGCCCAUCUGCUGAUGAACAAGUAUAAGGACAAGAAGUGGUACCAGCUGUAAGCUCAACAUCCUCUCGCAAACCGUCCCCGCACUGACCUGUCGUCAGGCUGACCGCGAUGCGCGGACGCAUGCUUGCGACACGCAACGCGUGGUGUUACGCGUUGCGCUCACGACCAUGCGCCACAAGCUCGACAGAUUUGGCAGCUUACAGGGCUAGCGGCGGGGAGGAAGGAGCACGGCGUUGGCAUGGAAGAACGGCGAAGGCAUCCCAAACUCAACCCCCGCUCCCGUCGAACAAUUAAACCGGGCGCGUUCGACGCCAGCGGGGGUGGGUGGUAGGGGUUUGUCGGGGAGCAGAUUUUGUUUGAAAUGGGAAGCGAAAAAAUCAACACUCCCCAACCCCUCCCUCUCCCUGUUCCAUCCCUCUUUCCUUCAACUAAUACAACCCUGUCUCACCAAGCGAGCACACAUGUUACACAAUGCAACAAUUGAAAUGGAUGGUGGGUUAGGAGAGAAAGGCAAAAAGAAAGAGAUAGAUAGAUAGAAAGAGAGAGAAAGAGAGAAAGAGAGGAAGAGAAAGAAAGAGAGAUGCCAGCGAUGAGGGAAAGAGAGAUGCCAGCGAUGAGGGAAAGUCACAUUCUCUCUUUGCAGUGCGCGGAAAAAGGAAAGCGAGCGCGUGAACGGUUGGACACAGACAGGGAGGGGUGGGAAGUGACAACAUACUGUAAAACAUUGUGUUUACUUGUUGAAAGUUUUUAGAGCAUAUGCAUUGCUAAAAAGGGAGAAGAAAAAGGAGCAGAGCUGGAGAAAGAUUAACAAGCAAACAAGCGAGCAACAGCAAACAACAGCAAAGAGCAGAAGGAACGUGUUACAUUAAAUUAUUUUUUUAAACUUAAUUACAAACAAGCCAACAAGCAAGCAAAGCAACGCAAAAGUGGAAGAAGCAAAGCAAGAAGAAACCAAGUCAUUACUCAGUAAAACAGCAGCUACAAUAGAGAAAAAAAACAACAAACCGAAGAACAAUACACAGGUAGGGGAGCAGAAAAGAGAAGCUAAUAAGAGAGCAGAAGAAGAUGUAAAGAAACAAAAAAAACACACACGUAUUUAAGUGAAAGUGUUUGCCAGGCAGUUUUCGGAUCACAAGUGGUGGCGCGCCAAAUAAUUAAACAUAAAAGGGGUUUUGCCAGCAUCUAAGAAUUAUUAAAGCAGAAACAAAACAAACAAAAAAAAAACAAAUCGCAAGCAAAAA